Molecule: messenger RNA, 473 nt
Organism: Glossina fuscipes
Lineage: Eukaryota; Metazoa; Arthropoda; Insecta; Diptera; Glossinidae
Exons: 2
Source: RefSeq, a predicted model, not a curated record
AGAUCCGUAGUCUGGCAUGUCUAGCUGUCAGGCAAUUUUUUCGCUUCUUACAUUGAAAAGAAAGCCUUGUCCUCUUAAAGGAAUUUGGCUUAAGUUUUCUUCUUAUGAUGUUCGUAAACUCGGAGCACAUGAGGCCAAGUAAGGAAGCAUGGGCGAAAUGCCUGUUAUGUGAUCUCAAAUAUGGUGUCGAUCUAAAUGGAUCUUCCAGUGCAAUUAAAUAUCCGAAAUAUACGAAAGCGCCAGAAAUUAAAAAAUGUAAAGCAGGCGAUCAUGUAUGCAUUACCCAAACAAUGAAUGAUAUAAUACGUUUGUAUCCCGACGGAAAUCCUCUUUUCAAGAUGCCGAAUUUAAAGUUGGUAAAACUCGAUAAGCUGAUAGUGUCUAAAUCGGAUAGCAAGGCGCCGUUGCAGUUGAAUUUCCAACUCUUCGACAUUAAAAUAACCGGUUUGGAUAAAGCAAAGAUAUUAGGUACG